GUUGUCGUCCACCCUUUCUAAACAUAUCUCCCCCGCCAUCAAUGUUCACCUGCUCGACAGGAGAUGGCUCCUUUCUUCGCAAAGCGAUUGAAGUGUUUUUACUGUGGGUGUCGCUCACCCCAGGCUGACAGAGAGCCCAUUCGCAAAUGGCGUUGCCAACAUUGCGAGGCCAUCAAUUAUUUGGAUGAAAACGGGGAAAUCACCGAUCCCCCUGCUACUGAAACGAAUCCCGCUGUACACAGCCCUCACGCAUCAACUCCGCCCUUCGAGUCCAAUGACUUCACAGGCUCCAGUUUAUUCUGCGACAAAUGCCUCCGCAACCAACACCUCUUCACUAACAACUUGGCAUCCUACUUCCCGCCUUCCGAUGAUCCGAGUUUCGGCGCAUACGAACGCGAGUAUCCUAAAUUUCGCAAAAACCUAGAGGAGCGGUAUCCCCAGGUUUGCGCCACUUGCGAGCCUCGAGUGAAACAGCGCAUUCGUCAAACCGGAUACGAGGCCAAAGCGGAUCAUUUGAGACGGAUGAUGGACCGAAGUAAGGCUGGGAGGAUGGCAAGAAAGGCACGUCGGUGGAACUGGAGAAGCCUUCUUGUCUGGGCCGGCGCCAUGGGCUACUGGGCUAGUGUUGCCGGUCAACUUAGCUGGAAUAUCUGGAGUGCGUUAGCCGUGGAGGAAACCGAACCACUGCAAGACCCCGAUGCCUUAUAUGACUCUCCUCAUUUGGUCGAGUGCGCACGCGAGAUAGUGCAGACCCGUCGGAUACCGAGCAGUUGCGCGAUGGAUCUAGCACCUUAUGCCGGGCUAGCUCUCAUUGUCGGCAUUCUGUCUUUGUGGUGGAACCCCAAGCUACGCUUGAAAGUAGAAGGAAGGGGCGGACGCUUUGUUGGCCUGAGCGAGUACUAUCAGGUACAGCUCAUUGUCAUGGUGGUGCGAUGCGUCUUCUGGGCGGUUCUUCGAGAACCCUCUUUGAGCGGACUGGAGGCUAAUAUUCCCCCGACUUUACACUUGUUCAUGCUAUUCUUCACGAUAUUGUCUGUUGCGAUCUCUAGGCGCAUUGUGCGCUAUGACACCCGUCCGCUGGUCGUCUGGAAUGAUGACACCCCCGCAGCCACUCCGAGUCGGAAUACUGAAGCGACUCCAGUGCCUAAUUUUGGUAACAACACUGGAAACAGUCGCCGGCUGUUUACAAGUCCUACUGGAGAUCUCCGGCAGCGACCUUCUCGUUUCCCUUUGGACAAGCUUGCUUCUCCACGGACAGCUCCUGAGGAACCAAGCAUCCCAACCCCACCUCCGGAGGCUGACGAUAUGGACUGGACUCCUUCCCUUGUCCAGCGCGAACUUGAACCCAGAAUUAGUGUUCGUCGGCGAGACAAGACCUCUGGGCUCAAUGGCGAGCUGCCGUCUUUUGGCCUCCUGCCCGCUGCGCCUAAGCCACCCGCCUGGAAUUUGCGUAGCAAACCCCAAUACACAAACCCCAUUAACCCCAUUAACCCCACUCAACAAGUGGAACGAAAUCCGUUCCAGCGCACACCUGCACAACCGCAACAAUGGCAACGGAACACCAGUGAUGCCGGCGCGGCGUUUGUACCGCCAAAGUUCUUUCCUACGAGCGAUCAUACCGCGACAACUGGACUCGAGAGCUUGUUCGAUCGGACCUUCACCAUCAAGUCUCCUGAAGAUGGAGAAGACAACUACUGGCAAGCACACCAAAACUCGAAUGAACACGCCCACCACCCUGUGAAUCUCUGGAGUUAUUUUGUCUACCAGUACCUUCGGUUAGGACUUCUUAUUGUUUCUCUUGCUGCCUGGACUUUUUCGGAAUAUGGUCUACUAUCGCUUCCGGGCAACUAUGUUGAGAUCGCAUCGUUAGGCAGUGCCAGUCUUAUCGCCGGGUUCGCCCUUCUAGAGGCUAUGAAACGUCCUAUCGUGCAGUGGAAUGGCAUGGAGAUCCUCACCUGCUUUUCCGAGCUGGUUGCUGCUGUUAAUCUUGGGGGAUACCUUCCCCGGAUUGGGGUUGCCUACCAGCGGCAAUCUUUUGACACAUACGGGAAGUUGUUAUUGGUUUUCAUGACCGCCCAAGAGGCACUGAAUCUGCUGUCACUGUAUCGCCUCGCUGCAGUCCAUGGGUCUGGAUCCCACCAGCAGCAGCAGCAGCAGCAACAACAACAACAACAACAACAACAACAACAACAACAACAACAACAACAACAACAACAACAACAACAACAACAACAACAACGCCGCAUCGCGUCUCCGGAUGGCCGUGUAACUGGACAUCAGUCCCCAUCGGCAUUUAAUCACCAGAGCCAGGUCCAGUCGUUUGACAGUCAGCCAUCCAUGCCACCCCUGUCCUUUUCAUCUACUCUUCCUACCUCGAGCUUCACGACGCAGUCACCCGCCACGCCCACCCAAUUCGCACCUUCGCCAUACGACGGAGGAUUCUACAAAAAUCACAGUUUCACUCUGAACAGUCUGAAAGACAAUGAGUCCGACGUGUCGGACGCGUUUGACCGUGACUCGGACACUGAAACCACUGUAACAACAGCCACAUCUGCCACAAACAACACAAUUCGAAACAUUCGCUAUGGACGGAACAACGAUUAUAACAGUGACUCGAUGUUCUCGCCCCGACGAUCAGAGCUGGGCCCGGGGAUCGGGGGUCUGAGUUUGGAGGACGAGCCCGGUCGCCGCAUCACCCGCAGUCAAUCGAAGCUCAAGGAUCGUUUCGCAGCGGCGCGAGGAAUACGGUGAUAUCAAUCCUCGAUCUUUGGGCGUUGGUCGGCCUCAUUGGACCAGCUGUCUCAUUUCAAGCGUUUGCACUUUUGGAGUUGGUUAGCUACCUCUUUCCCUUGCUAAAUCUACCUUAUACCACUCUUUGUGAGCCCACGCGAACUAUUACGGCCGGUGAGAAAGCUUGCCUGUUCUGAGUUCAAUCCGUUUGUUUCACUGUACUUGGGGCUGUUUGAAGAUGUGUUUUGUACAUAGCAAGUAGAAUGAACGAUUUAUG
Molecule: messenger RNA, 3007 nt
Organism: Aspergillus aculeatinus CBS 121060
Lineage: Eukaryota; Fungi; Ascomycota; Eurotiomycetes; Eurotiales; Aspergillaceae
Exons: 3
Coding region: 64-2751 (895 amino acids)
Biological process (GO): nuclear inner membrane organization
Cellular component (GO): mitotic spindle pole body; nuclear inner membrane; chromosome, centromeric core domain
Source: RefSeq, a predicted model, not a curated record